AUGUUUGACACGGGCCUCAUGGUCGGGGUGAUCUGCGGGAGCCUCGGCGGGUUUGCGGUGUUUGUGUGGGGCGGCAUCUUCCUGUGCUACCGCCUCAAACUCUUCUCGCCCGCGUUCGGCGUGGACGGCGAGGGGGUGCGCGGGAUCCCGCUGCGCUCGCUGGCGCCACGCAUGACGGAGGAGCGGCGGCGGAAUUUGCUGCGGGCGCGGCGGAAGAUGCAGCGAGACGCGCGGCGGCAGCAGCGGCGGCAGGAGAGGGAGGCGGACGGCGUGCCCGGCGACGACGCGGAGCGCGACGGCGGCGGCAGCGGCAGCGGCAGCGACGGCACCACGCCGAGCGAGCGGACGCACGGCAGGAACUCGCGCUGGUUUCGCAGGCGGUCCAGCGCGGACAGCCUCACCAGCGCGACGCUCGCGAGCUCCAGCGCGGUGUACGGCCACGGGGACUACCUCUCGCGGUCGUGCACCACGUCGCCGCGCAGCCAGCGGGAGGCGGCAAGCAGCUGCCGGAGCGAGGAGGCGUUCCCGAGGCGGCGGCGCAAGUCCCACAAGCGCCGCCCGCGGAGGGGCAGUGACGUCGUCGACGACGGCAACGCGCGCAACAGCCCCUUCGGUGGCUGGACGGACUCCGCGCGCAGCUGCUGCAGCAGCAGCGCGGACAGCAACAAGGUCGGCGAGGAAGACAGGCGGCCUGUCGAGGUGGGCAUCGUGUCGCCGGAGCCCGAGCGACUGCGUCCCACGCGGCGGCAGAUCAUUGAGCAAAAUGCCGCUAUGAGUGGCUUCUUUACGGUGCCGACGCAUGGCUGGAGCCCUGGGCAGCACGCGGAGAAUCGCAGCUGUCCCGACCGUGUAAAUCUUUGA
Trypanosoma conorhini is the source of this 861-nucleotide messenger RNA. RefSeq lists its product as uncharacterized. Bases 1 to 861 code for a protein of 286 amino acids. Lineage: Eukaryota; Euglenozoa; Kinetoplastea; Trypanosomatida; Trypanosomatidae. The record is from RefSeq and is a predicted model, not a curated record. The transcript has a single exon.